AUGCUUCAUCAAAUUCCCUCACUUGGCUUCGGCACUUUCCAGGUUGACCUACAAGCUGACCCCCAACAGGCCGCCAAAGAUGUCACUUUGAAUGCACUUAAGACAGGGUAUCGCCAUAUUGACACGGCCUUUGCGUACGGGAACGGACGGGUAGAAAGGGGUGUCGGUCAAGCCAUCCAAGAGAGUGGAAUUUCCAGAUCAGAAAUAUUUCUGGUGUCAAAGCUACACAACACGUUUCACGAACCGGAUGCUGUCGGUCUUGGAUUGGAGCGGACUUUGACAAACCUACAAGUCGCCUAUGUGGAUCUCUAUCUCAUGCAUAAUCCGUUUGCUUACUCCCACAAUGAGAGAUAUGAAACUCUUCGGAAGGAAGACGGCUCCAACAAGCCGGUUAUUGAUUUGGAAAUGUCCCGUCGCUAUCCGGACACAUGGAAGGCCAUGUACGAACUUUUGGCGACUGGAAAGGUCAAGCAUAUAGGUGUUUCGAAUUUCAACAUUCUCAAGCUGCAGCGUCUGAUGGGUGAGACUGGAAUAGUUCCUACAGCCAACCAAGUCGAAUUCAAUCCAUACUUUCCACAGAAAAAGCUCUUAAGCUUCUGUCAAGCCCAUGGGAUUCAACUAGUUGCCCAUAGUCCCCUAGGCGGUGCUCCUGCCCCUGCAGUCGUGGGCCGCGAAUCAAAUGGUCCUCUGCAAGACCCAUAUGUCAAUACUCUUGCACAGAAAUAUAAGUGCACGGCCGCGCAAGUCAUCCUGAGCUGGAUUCUUGCACGGGGAGCUUGCGCCGUACCAAAAUCCAAGAACAUAGAUCGAAUGAUCGAGAAUCGGAACUGCCAUAUCCCGUUGGAAGUCUUGGAAGUCGAGCAGAUGUCGAACCUCGUGGGCCGGAACGAAGAGUACGCAGUUCGAAAUUUGCAACCUAAGGAUCAUAUCGGGUUUAACAUCUAUGAUGAAGAACUUGAUCAGCCGGUGUAA
This is a messenger RNA of Aspergillus steynii IBT 23096, 972 nucleotides long. Its product is annotated as aldo/keto reductase family protein. The transcript has 8 exons. Gene Ontology annotation, cellular component: cytosol. Gene Ontology annotation, molecular function: aldose reductase (NADPH) activity. Bases 1 to 972 code for a protein of 323 amino acids. The record is from RefSeq and is a predicted model, not a curated record. Lineage: Eukaryota; Fungi; Ascomycota; Eurotiomycetes; Eurotiales; Aspergillaceae.